CGCAGCGGCGGCGCUCAGAAAAUGCCCCCACCGCUUGCGGGCGAAUUCGACUCGCAAUGCAGCACCUGAAAGAACGCGUCAAGCGACUCUACUCCAAGCCAAGCGGCGCCGGGAACAACCAAAGCCGACCCGGCGGCAACAACAACGACGAGCCAGACACUCCUCGACGCGUGGUCUUUGUGAACAACGCUGAACGCACAUCCACACUCGCGAAAACAGACAAGCACCCGCUGCCCGACAACCGCAUUCGCACCACAAAGUAUACGUGGUGGAACUUUCUCCCCAAAAAUCUGUUUGAGCAGUUUCAUCGGUUUGCCAACAUUUACUUUUUGGUGGUCGUCGUUCUCAACUGGAUCCCCGCGAUUGGAGCAUUCGGACGCGAGCUGGCCAUGAUCCCUCUGCUGUUUGUACUUGCAGUCACUGCGAUCAAGGACAUUUACGAAGACCGACGGCGGUAUCGCUCCGACACGGAUGUGAACAACCGGCUGCAACACGGCCUUGUCGUCGCCCACGGGCAUCAACCCAGCGGUGAUGGCGGUGGUGGCAGUGAGCACGACGAGGAACAAGAGCAUUUUCGCCGAUUGAGACCUCACCUGCAUCUCAACCUCCACCUGACUGGACAUCACCACUCGGCGAGCGACGAAGCCAACGCAUCCUCCGACCGCAAACUCGUCUCGGAAGUGGUCAUUUCCACGGCGUGGAAGCUGCUCAAAGUUGGGCAUAUCGUGCUUCUCCGCAAGGACGAAAUCAUUCCGGCAGACAUGGUUGUGCUGCAGACAUCCGAAAACCACGGGAUGUGCUUCAUCGAAACGGCUAAUCUGGACGGUGAAACGAAUCUGAAACAGCGCAUGGCGGUGGAUGAAACUCAAGAGCACUUCAAGUCCUUCCCCGGCUCAGAGCUGCUGUCCGCAGCGGCUGGCUCUUUGCAAGGGCCGUCCGUAGGCAACACGAGCGACGCUCCGCAAAGUCGCAGACAACAACAAAACCAGCAAGCACCACCGAAUCUUUCGCCAACCAGCUCGACCGCGCUUCAGCCCAAUGUCAUCCCUAACUAUGCUGCCACACAACAACAACAGCAGCAGCAACAACAACAACCACAACGAAACGUGCAAAACGUUCAAAAUGUUGAUGCCAUCGUCGACCGGUGCAAGAAGGACAUUGCCGAUUUCCAAGGCACAAUCGUCUGCGAACUACCACACGCCAACAUUUACGAGUUUGACGGCUUUUUGGUGCUUGGCGGCGAGCACAUUCCCACCGACAAGGAGCUUCAGGAACAGUUGCACCGGCAAAUGCGUGAGGCCGAGCAGAAUCUCGAGGAGGAGCGUCAACGCAUGUCAGCACGGUCGACUGCGCGCCAUGAGCGACACGCUGCCAAACACCAGCGACCGCAACAGCGGAGGCACGACGAUGAUUCGACCUACUCGAUGCGCUCUACUGCGCACCUCACCACCGUCACUGAAGAUGAGGGUUUGGGAAGCGAACUAUCCGAGUCGAACAGCUCUCAAAGCAAUUCGACUGAUGAUGAUGACGAUAACGACGACGACGACGACGACCUGCCACAGUUUCACUCGCUUCCAUAUCGAUCUUCUAUUGGCAGACGCACGAGCCGCACUCCAUCCCGAGCCCCUCCUUCUGCUGAAGGUAGCCGUUCAAGGCCAUCUGCCACAGACGCUCAAGGCCAGUCAAUCAUUCCCAUCAACUCGGCCAAUCUGAUUCUCCGUGGGUGCGUUCUCCGGAACACGCAAUGGGUGCUUGGCGUUAUUGUCUAUGCCGGGCCCGACACAAAAGCCAUGCUCAACAACAGCGGGCCUCGCUCGAAGCGCUCAAAGCUGGAGCGCAGCAUGAACCUUGAGAUUCUUGUUUGCAUCGGGCUGCUCCUUUUCAUGUCGCUGCUUUCUGCCAUCCUCAGUGGCGUCUGGCUCGCCGACCACAAUCCCAGCAGCAUUUACAUUUACUUUGACUCGAGCGAUCCGUCGCCGGCGCUGUUUGGGUUUCUGACCUUCUGGACCCAAAUUAUCGUGCUGCAGGUUAUCAUUCCCAUAUCCUUGUACAUUACUAUCGAGCUUGUCAAGUUGGCGCAAGCGUACUUGAUUAGCUGCGACCUGGAGCUGUACCACCCUGAAACAGACCGCCGAACCAUGUGCCGUGCGCUCAACAUCAACGAGGAUUUGGGCCAGAUUGAGUACCUGUUUUGCGACAAGACCGGCACGCUGACGCAAAACCAGAUGGUGUUUCGGAAAUGUUCGGUGAACGGGACCAACUACUCUGGGCACGCCGAGCCGCACACGCUGCCUCAUGCGUUUUCGUUUGGAGAUGGCUCGCCAAGUCAAGGCAGGGGCAAGCAGCCAAUGGCUUCUCCGGACAGCGACCAUGCAACAGCGGCAGCAUCGCAGCGUCCCACGCCACCGCCCUUCAGCAUGGACGAAUCUGCCGAGUCCAUCGAGCCCGACCACGCCAACGCGACAAGCAACGCGGACGCAAUGACUGUCGAUCCCGUACUCGUCAAAGCCGCCGCUGAGGCCACAGAAGACGAUCCCAUGGAAAACUUUUUCAUUGCACUGGCCGUUUGCAACACGGUCGUGCCGGGAUCCCCUCGCGCGCCAUCCAGCAGUCGCCCCCAAGAGCAAGAGUCGCGCGGUAAGCGUGCUUGGAAGCAGCGCAUGAAAGACCUCAAGGCCAAGCGCCGGGCUCGACGCCAGGCCAAGCUGCAUGCACGCAAAAUGACCAGAAAAUCUGCCAACAAGCAUGCACAGCAGGGCAAGGACGAGCAGGAGGCGACAGUUUCGGAGGAAGUGGAAUCGUCGGGCUCUGAGGCACCGUUGCAUCGCAGCGCUCCACCAAGUCGUGGAAAGAGCAUGCUGCAACAGUUGCUCAAACGAAGCAAGCAAAGCCAGACAGCUCCACCUGAGACAGCCAUUCCUCGCGAGUCUCAGGAUGUCCUCCUUGAGGAGCCAUCGAGUCUCGAAGCAAGUCAGGAGAAUCUGAGGCGUGGAACCGAGCCAGUCCAGCGCACCAGUGCAAGCGCGUUGCCUCCACAUCUCUCCGUUUCGGGCCGCCAGAUGGCCAUCUCUCCGAGCGCAAAUGUGAGCAUCGAUCUCAGCCCGAGCGUGGACGAGCCGACCCGCACAUCGACACUGCGACCGUCGAAUUCUGCCACAUCUGCGGCAACAUCCACUGCCGCAACAACAGUACGACAGUCUCAGUCGCCCGCCGCCGUCCCAAGCGCAGACCAAGUCGCCGAGAUUGUCUACGAAGCCGAAUCGCCCGACGAGGCUGCACUUGUUCAAGCAGCUCGGCAGUACGGAUACACGCUUUUCAUGCGGUCGGCGCAGCGUGUGCGCGUGCUGAUUCACGACGAUCGAGCCGUGGAACUGCGACUGCUGCAUGUCCUUCCGUUCGACUCUGACCGCAAGCGCAUGUCUGUGAUUGUGCAGUUGCCGCGCUCGGGCCAGAUCCGGCUGCUUUCCAAAGGCGCCGACUCGGCCAUCUACGAGAGGCUGGCUCAGAAUGAACAGAACGACCGCGUCCGAGCCGACACACAGACGCACUUGGAUUACUACGCGGCGGACGGACUGCGCACGUUGUGUUUGGCAUAUCGCGACUUGAGCGACAGCGAGUACCAGACGUGGCAGCUCAAGCAUCGACAAGCCUCACUCGCGCUCAAAGACCGCAAGGAGAAGGUGUCUGCCUCUGCGGACUCGAUCGAAAACGAGCUGACGCUGCUUGGCGCCACUGGCAUCGAAGACAAGCUGCAGAACGGCGUACCAGACGCCAUAGCAACGCUGCGAGCUGCUGGAAUCAAGGUCUGGGUGCUGACGGGCGACAAGCAAGAGACCGCCAUCAAUAUCGGCUUUUCGUGCAAGCUGCUAGAGGAAGGCAUGCCACAUGUCGUCAUCAAUGCGGCGGAUGAAGAUGAAUGCGAAGCCCAGCUCAAGGACGCAUGGGAGUGCAAGCUUCGCACUGCUCGCCGCGUGCAGGAGGAGCAAGACCUGCUGCUUCAUUUGCCCUGGCACCAAAAGUACGGCCGCAAGUCGAGCGAAAUCAUGGCAGCUUUCAACGGGUUUGCCAAGCAGUGGCGAGAUCGAUUUUCGGACGGCGAGGAAGAGCUUUCAGUCGACACGACAAGCGUCAGCCUCAGCGGCAGCAGAAGCGCGCAACGAGCUACCAGUCCGGAACAAAGUCCAUCAUCGGCACCAGCAGCGCCAAGUCACUCGAGCAACAACGAUGCUUCCAGCGACGAGGAUGCAACGGAAGUGACUUCAUCAACCCAACACGCGCUCAUCAUCGAUGGCGCUUCGUUGGCGUUCGCACUCGGCGAUAAACUUCGCCCAUUGCUGCUCAACGUCUCCACGCUCUGCCGUGUCGUCAUUUGCUGCCGAGCCACUCCUCUGCAGAAGGCGCGAGUUGUCCGCAUGGUCAAGAAAGGCCGCGGCGCAAUGACCAUGGCAGUGGGAGAUGGCGCAAACGACGUGAGCAUGAUUCAGACUGCCGACGUCGGGAUUGGGAUUAGCGGCCAGGAGGGCAUGCAGGCGGUCAUGGCGAGUGACUUUGCGAUCGCGCAGUUCCGCUUCCUAGUGCGUUUGCUGCUCGUCCACGGCCACUGGAGCUACUAUCGCCUGGCGUCCCUGAUUUUCUACUUCUUGUACAAGAACGCAACCUUUGUGUUUGUCAUUUUCCUCUUCCAGUUUUGGUGUGGCUUUACGGGCGCGCCCAUCAUUGACCAGUAUACGAUUCUGUUCUACAACCUGCUGUUUACAUCCGUGCCUCCGCUGGUCAACGCCGUUUUGGACCAAAAUGCGCCGGCCGAGGCCUUGAUGCGUUUCCCAGAGCUCUACCAAUUUUCGAUGCAGAGUCUGUACUUUAGCACACGCAAGUUUUGGGUCGUGCUCGUCAACAGCCUGUACCAGGCGUGCGUCAUUUUCUUCUUUUCUGUGGCGGCGUACCAGCAAACCAAGCUCGCCGACUACCAGUCUCUCGGCAUGAUUCUCAGCUCGUGCUGUGUCGUGAUUGUGCUCUUGUACCUGGGUCUGGAAACGCGUCGAUGGACAGUGUACCACCAUAUCGCGCUCUGGGCGAGCAUUGCCGUGUACUUUGUCUUUGAGCUGCUCCUGGGUCUCAUUGCAGGAAUCCAGCAGUCGACCUACUUUGUGAUGGAGAACGCAAUGACAACGGGCGUGUUUUGGUUUACCCUGCUGCUCUGUAGCGUGACUGCGUUGCUCCCAUCGUACCUGGCCAAGUACAUCCGGCACUACUAUCUUCCAUUGCCCACAGGUUUGGUUCGCGAGGCCGACGUUCAGUCCAAGCGUGAUCGUGUUCACGAGCAAUCGUUUGCUUGAUUUGUCAGAGUUGUUGGCUUUUUGUGUUGUUGUUGUUGUUUUUUGGGAUUUUGUUCAUGUUCUUGCACUGUGAUUCGUGAUUUGGUUUAUCAAAAGAGUGAUACAUUGCUUUCAAGUCGGGUCGAGAAAAAAAGGCCAUAAAGUUCA
Capsaspora owczarzaki ATCC 30864 is the source of this 5483-nucleotide messenger RNA. Its product is annotated as ATPase. The transcript has a single exon. NCBI's taxonomy places the organism in Eukaryota, Filasterea, Ministeriida, Capsasporidae. Gene Ontology annotation, cellular component: plasma membrane. The record is from RefSeq and is a predicted model, not a curated record. Gene Ontology annotation, molecular function: ATP hydrolysis activity; ATPase-coupled intramembrane lipid carrier activity; ATP binding. Bases 57 to 5336 code for a protein of 1759 amino acids. Gene Ontology annotation, biological process: phospholipid translocation.